Porites lobata is the source of this 670-nucleotide messenger RNA. The record is from the annotation of a GenBank genome assembly. Lineage: Eukaryota; Metazoa; Cnidaria; Anthozoa; Scleractinia; Poritidae.
GGUAGUCGUGGUGGUUGCGGUAGUCGUGGUAGUUGGGGUAGUCGUGGUAGUUGGGGUAGUCGUGGUGGUUACGGUAGUCGUGGUAGUUGGGGUAGUCGUGGUGGUUGGGGUAGUCGGGGUAGUCGUGGUAGUUGGGGUAGUCGUGGUAGUUGGGGUAGUCGUGGUAGUUGGGGUAGUCGUGGUGGUUGCGGUAGUCGUGGUGGUUGCGGUAGUCGCGGUAGUUGGGGUAGUCGUGGUGGUUACGGUAGUCGUGGUAGUCCUGCAGGUAGUCGCGGUAGUUACGGUAGUCGUGGUAGUUGGGGUAGUCGUGGUGGUUACGGUAGUCGUGGUAGUCGUGGAGGUAGUCGCGGUAGUUACGGUAGUCGUGGUAGUUGGGGUAGUCGUGGUGGUUACGGUAGUCGUGGUAGUUGGGGUAGUCGUGGUGGUUACGGCAGUCGUGAUAGUUGGGGUAGUCGUGGUGGUUACGGUAGUCGUGGUAGUUGGGGUAGUCGUGGUGGUUACGGUAGUCGUGGUAGUUACGGUAGUCGUGGUAGUCCUGCAGGUAGUCGUGGUAGUUACGGUAGUCGUGGUAGUUGGGGUAGUCGUGGUAGUCGCAGUAGUCACGGUAGUUACGGUAGUCGUGGUAGUUACGGUAGUCGUGGUAGUCGCGGUAGUCACGGUAGUCACGGUA